AUGUCCCUCCGCCACCACCUUCUUCUCCUGCUCUUCAUCAUCCUGUCGGCCGCUCUUUCUCUCUCCUAUCCUUUCAGUAAGUCCCAUCACAUAUUAGAGAAGACUCUUCGCUACUUUCCUAUCUCCUCUGGCAAGAAGAAUUGCUAUAGCAUACCCGCUGGCGUCGGCCGGCACUUCCUUCGGACGUUCAUUGUUUAUGACAAUUUCGAUGGCAAGUCUCACUCACCUUCUUUUGACCUCUCCGUUGAGGGUACUUUAGUCUUUUCCUGGCGCUCCCCGUGGCCCGAAUCUGUUUCUCGCUUCGUUGCUUACUCAGACCUCUUCUUUUACUUGAAUGAUUCCGCGGCAGACAUAUGUUUUUACAGCAUUGCCACUGAUUCUCCGGUUGUUGGGUCCCUAGAACUAACCCAAAUUGACCCCAAUGCUUACCCUUUUGACUAUACCAGCAAUUACAUAUUGACCGCGUUGACUGCGUUAGGGGAUGGUGGCCGGGCGCUGGAAUAUGAGUUGCCUGUGGAUGCCAAGCUGGAUUAUUUGCUGUGGUUCCAUUUUGCUGAGAUUACUGUUAAUGGGAAUAAGGCUGGGCAGAGGGGCCGGGCGCCGGAAUAUGAGUUGCCUGUGGAUGCCAAGCUGGAUUAUUUGCUGUGGUGCCAUUUUGCUGAGAUUGAUGUUAAUGGGAAUAAGGCUGGGCAGAGGGUGUUCGAUGUGUUUGUGAAUGGGGAGAACGUGAGUAGGGUGGAUGUGUACAAGCAGGUAGGAGGAUUUGCUUCAUAUGAUUGGAGUUAUGUAGUGAGGAAUUUAAGUACUACUACUCUGAGUGUGAGGCUAGAGGCAGUUGUAGGGGUGCCAAUCAUUUGUGGGCUCAAGAAUUAUGCAAUUGUGCCGGUUGAUCUUAAUACUUCUCCCGAUCAGGAACGGGUUGGAAUGGAGAUCCUUGUGCCCCUACCACAUGGGAUGCUUGGGAGGGAGUUACAUAGAUCUUGGUAUUCAAGGCUUGAAGGGUAUAUUAGUGACCAAAUAGGUCUCUUGACGAAUUUGGUAAGCCUGAACUUGAGUAGUUCUAACUCUCUAGGAGGAGAUCUUCCCUCAGGGUUGGGCCAAAAGUCUCUAGUGAAGCUGGAUUUAUCAGAUAAUAAGUUUACUGGGGUCAUACCAGAUAGUUUGACUUCAUCUACUUUGCAGCUUGUGUUAUUGAAUGAUAACUUACUGGAAGGCCAAGUCCCAGAGGAACUUUAUUCGAUUGGGGUGCAUGGUGGAGCAAUUGACCUUUCUGGCAACAAAGGCUUGUGUGGUGUACCUUCAUUGCCUGAUUGUCCACUAUUUGGGGCUCUUGCUGCAAAAAGAAACAGAUAUCACCGGCAGAAAUCCUUGAUGACCCUUGAAAUGGAGAGUCAACACGCCAAAUGA
Fraxinus pennsylvanica is the source of this 1407-nucleotide messenger RNA. Lineage: Eukaryota; Viridiplantae; Streptophyta; Magnoliopsida; Lamiales; Oleaceae. The record is from the annotation of a GenBank genome assembly.